Messenger RNA from Plectropomus leopardus (leopard coralgrouper), 1392 nucleotides. Its product is annotated as putative nuclease HARBI1. The record is from RefSeq and is a predicted model, not a curated record. Lineage: Eukaryota; Metazoa; Chordata; Actinopteri; Perciformes; Serranidae.
CUCAAUCACUGUUUAAACUUGAUUUUUACCCAUGACAUCAUAAACGUAAAUGCAUUUCUGUCCACUGGGGGGCGAUAAAGAAAACGAUUGCGGGCCGCCCGAAAUAUUAUAGAAGAAGACGUGCUUCCGUUAUGCUUGCUUCUGUUUAUCAUUAUUCAUCCACCCAUUUUUGCAGGAGUUGUCCGUAUAUUUAAGCAUAUGCUGAAACAGUAACAAUAAUAAAUGGCCUUCGCUCUGCCGGUGUGGCUCGCGGUGCAGGAGGAGCUCCUCGCGGAGCAGGACGGAGCGGAUUCUGCGACUCAAAGCUGUUUCGACGACUUCGACGAUGCAGCUUUGUACACCAUGUUUCACCUCACCAGACCGUGCAUCGCUUUCAUCACGGACGCUGUGACAGUCCGCAUGAAAAGCACCGCGGUGAAGAAACCGCCUCUGCCCAGGGAAGUGUCGGCCAGCUCCCUGAUCAUGGUGGCGCUCCACUAUUACGCACACGGGGUUUUGCACGCUGACAUCGCGCAGAGAGUCUCGCACAGCCAGGCGGACUGCUUCACGGUUAUCUCCGUAAUCUCCGGGGUCAUCGCAGGGAUGGCCGAUGCCUUCAUCUCAUUCCCGCAAAUCCGGGAAGCCAGAGCAAACGUCGCCUUCAAGACUGAGAAACUGUGCGGGAUCCCAAACGUGCUGGGCGUCGUGGCUCCAGCUCACUUCAAGAUCAGAGCGUCUCCGUACGACAAAGACAGCUUCAGGUCUUAUGUCAACACCCUGGGUUACACGUCGGUGGUGAGCCAGGUCAUGUGUGACUCCGACGGCAACAUACUGAGUGUGGAGAAAUGUUGCGUGGGCAGCACGGUGGAGCAGGAAAUGUGGGAGACGUCGUUCAAGGGGAGGGAGAUGGAGGAACACCUGCACGGAAAUACCUGGAUUAUUGCUGGUAAGGGCUACAAAUUGAGCAAACACGUCUUGACUCCUGUGUCAGAACCUGCAGAUUACAAAGACAUCCGCUUCAAUGACGCCCACGCAAAGAUCCACAAUGUCAUGCGGACGACGCUUGACCUCGUAAGGAGGCGUUUCAGGUGUCUGAUGCAACUUGGUUUUGCACAGGAAGGCUCUCUGGACAAAAAAGCCAACAUUAUCAAGGCGUGUUGUGUGCUGCACAACAUUGCUAAGAAGUUUUCUGUCCCUCCUCCGCCUGCGGCUGGUAGGAUUGAGCCCCUGCAUCCAGGCAAGCAGCGUUCAAUGCCUGUAGAGAGCAACCCCGAGGCCCUAAAAGCCAGACAGGAACUCAUCAAUAAGAUUUUCUCUGUUGUCUCCGGUAGCCAGGAGCCACGGAGUAAAGGCAUCACGGAGGAGGAGGAUGUGUGAGCGGAGCCAGUGUGUUUGCUCUGGAUCAUCAACACA